UAUAGUUGCCGAUAGACAAAGGCCAGAUCGAUUCUAAUAGAACUGGAUUUAUGUAGUUCUAAAAAUAUACGCAAAGAUCAUCUUCUUGAUAGGGGAAGCAUAUCCAACUGGAAAAAUGUCAACUUUCGUCUAGAAACUGGAAAGAGAUCUCAAUCUAUCUGGGAUAGAAGGGAGGCGUAAAAUCCGAGGUCGAGGUGGUGGUCUCUUACUUCGCCGUUUACUUGAGCUCCUUUUUUCUCUGUGACCGAAGAUCUAAUGGGUCGGCACCCACAUAGCGGAGGGCCCGUCUUUCGAUUCAUGCAUAAUGAGGUAAUUGAAAUGGAGGCAUGCUUGAAAGGACUAAAAAAUGCUAUACCGGCUCGUGAGAUGAUAUGUGCGCUAGCAGAAAAGUUCAGUGCAUUACCUCUUCGAGCCGGAAAAACUGUUGUACAGCCAAAACAGGUUUGGAAUUGGUUUCAAAACAGAAGAUAUUCACAAAGAGCAAAGGUUAAGGCUCCUGUAAAUCAGAAUGUACCCCCUCCUAUAACUCGAGAUGAUUCUGUUCACUUUAGAAAUGUGGGUCAACCUGCUUCUAUUUCACAAAAUAUUCCACAAGGACAGAAUUCAGUUGAGAAUUCUCAGUUGGAGUUCGAGGCAAAAUCAGCGAGGGACGGAGCAUGGUACGAUGUUUCAGCAUUUUUGUCUCAUAGAAAGAGUGAAACUGAAGAUCCGGAAGUGCGGGUUAGGUUUUCGGGAUUUGGUAUCGAAGAGGAUGAGUGGAUAAAUGUUCGAAGGUGUGUUCGACAGCGGUCUCUUCCUUGUGAGAAUAUGGAGUGUAUUGCCGUGCUCCCUGGGGAUCUUAUACUUUGUUUUCAGGAAGGUAAAGAACAAGCUCUUUAUUUUGAUGCUCAUAUCCUGGAUGCACAAAGAAGAAGACAUGAUGUUCGUGGAUGUAGAUGCAGAUUCCUAGUCCGCUAUGAUCAUGAUCAAUCUGAGGAAAUAGUGCCGUUGAGAAAAGUAUGUAGACGUCCAGAAACUGAUUACCGGUUGCAGAAGCUCCAUGCGUUGAGGACAUCAGGAUCAGCAGAUGAACGAGCUUUAUUUAAAGCUGGCUCAUCAAGAGAUCAAAAUUUGAUUCCUCAGAGGAUUAGAAAACAGAACAAAUUGAUUGAAGUGAACACAGCUGAGAUCACCACAAUAGCUUUGCCUGCUCUUGCCCGCAUAAAGGAUAACAGCAAGACAUCACAGAAUGAUCGUGUGAAUGUUUCUGUUUUGAUGCCUGGUAACUUUGGAAAGGUACCAGAAGCCAUGGAUGUGGUUGAGUUGUAACAUGUUGCUUUUGGAAAUAACUGGUUUAUCCUUCAAUCUCUCAUGUUGGGUAAAUUUACAAAGUUUCCAAAUCAAUUGUAGAUUGGAAAUUUUUUGGGUUGAAAUAUCACUUUUAAGUUUCCAAUGGUGAAAUCACUUUAAGUGUUUAAUUUUAACAUUUUGCUAAUAUCCUGAAUGAACGUGUCAUGAUUUCAUUGGAGUC
Molecule: messenger RNA, 1510 nt
Organism: Dendrobium catenatum
Lineage: Eukaryota; Viridiplantae; Streptophyta; Magnoliopsida; Asparagales; Orchidaceae
Product: protein SAWADEE HOMEODOMAIN HOMOLOG 2-like
Exons: 9
Coding region: 256-1308 (350 amino acids)
Molecular function (GO): chromatin binding; DNA binding
Source: RefSeq, a predicted model, not a curated record